Messenger RNA from Lagopus muta (rock ptarmigan), 5525 nucleotides. It is a transcript of the gene SH3TC2, whose product is annotated as SH3 domain and tetratricopeptide repeats 2. Lineage: Eukaryota; Metazoa; Chordata; Aves; Galliformes; Phasianidae. Gene Ontology annotation, cellular component: recycling endosome. The coding region runs from base 1121 to 5221 and encodes 1366 amino acids. Gene Ontology annotation, biological process: regulation of intracellular protein transport; regulation of ERBB signaling pathway. Gene Ontology annotation, molecular function: protein binding. The record is from RefSeq and is a predicted model, not a curated record. The transcript has 21 exons.
UUAGUACCACAAUGGCCACAUGGGGAGUGCGAAGGAGGCUGCGAAUCCCAAACCAAACAGCGAGGACGAGAGCACAGCAGCAGCCCCAAGUGCUGCGGGCCCCACGAUCAGCACAGGCGUUGGGCAGCAGCAGCACAGCUGGGGGCUCCGAGCCGCACGGCUGAGCCGCACCGCCUGCUGUCCAGCAGUGCUGACUUCCUCCGCCCCGACUGCAAACAAUGCGAGCUGGGAGAGGCGCAGGCCUCAGCACUUCUGAGCACCAAACGCUGAGUUCAGCUGGGCACAGCCCCGUGGCCGUGUAACCCUUCGCUCGCCGGAUGGAGCGCGUUCCCCUGUGCGGAGCAGCGCCUUCGGGCGGCAGUGCGCUGCACAGAGCAGGAGCUGCGCUGCAGGUUCCCUUCUAGAGCACAAAGUGAGAAGCAGGGAGGCUUCAUUUUGAACCUGCCACGGAAUGGUCAACUUCUGCGCACUCCCCAAAGGAAACGGGAAUGGUGGAAGAGAUUGUUAACCCUUCUGUUGUUUUCCAUGUGGCACAGGAUUAGCAGUGGGGCUCUCCCCAGAGCCGGCGCCCCACCAGCGUGCCGGGCGGAUUAUGGCAGGGCAGUGUGCUGACCUCUGCUCUGCUGGGAAACAGAGGCUCCUGAGAUGAUAAGUGGCUCUGGGAAGAAAUUCCUUUCCCCAUGUGAGGGAGUGGCGGCGCUGGGCACACUCACGGGCACGUCUGCACCUCUGCACACACGGGGACCUGACGUGGAGAGGUGGGAGCUGAGGUUCUGUGAGGAGGACACGGUGUGGGGCCCUGCAGAUCAGGGGCUGUGUUGACCUUUCCCAGGGAUGCUUUGCACACCUCUGCCACGUGUAGCACACUGAGGCCACCCAGCGGGUCCUACUGUUGUAGCCUGGGGAGGGUCAGAGCGUGUGAGCAAAGAGAGAGCCAGAAUCCACCACGGGCAGCCCAGAGAGUGCGCAGCCAUCUGAUCAGUCCUCCUGGGUUCAUGCUGGGGUUCAGACAGCUCUGCUGAUCCACAGACCAGACCUGCCAGCCCUGAGCGAGCCGGCUCUUUGUGUUGCGGAGACGGGCGGCUCGCUGGGCCAUAGCUCUGCCCAUGAACUGAAGGCAAUGCAGGAGUGGAUGGAGGGCACUGGAGGAGCUGCAGGUGGUGCCAGCAGCACAGCAGCAGCCUGCCGGCUUGGGGCUGGUGGCGAUGCUGGACACAUGGGCUGCUGCUUGGGGGCCCCUUGGCACCAGGACCUGGCCCUGGGGUGUACAGCUGAGGAGUGUGAGUCCUGCUGUCCCUGCUCGCCCUUGCUCCUGCCACACUGGGACCGCCUGCAGCACAGAGCAGCCGAGCGCCAGGGACGAUGGUGGUGGGAGAAGACCAUGGCAUCAGGCAAGGCAGGAGCGUCAGAGCCAAGCAGCCCAGCUGAGGCAGCAGAAGGCUCCCCAGAGCCCUCCUCAGUGCUGCUGGCAGCUGGGGAGGGCUUUCCGCCAGAGAUCUCACUCUUCUUCUCCAUUGAGAGCCGCUCCUCACGGUGCCCCAAUGCCCAGCUGCAGGAAGCAGCCAGAAGGAAGCUGUGGGCCUUGGAGAGUGACGACAGACAUGUCUGUGCUCUGUUCAAGGAGCUAUCAGCCAGGCUGCUGUGCAUACAGGCACAGGAAGAUCGGUUCCUUCUCACCUUCAAAACCCUGGAAGAAGUCUGGAAGUUUUCCACAUAUUUAACUUUAGGCUAUGUAGGCCGCUGCUUGGAGCAGCUUCUCUUUGAGCAGGAGUACUGGCUGAACUGUGCACUUGUGGAGGACACGGAGAUCAGAGUGUCCAUGGAUGAAAAUCGCUUGGCCACCAUAUAUCUGGGUCUGCUGCUCCAGGAAGGUCACUUUUUUUCCAGAGCAGUGCCUGGUGCAUGCCAGCCAGAAAGGGAGGGAGAGGAAGGCCUGAAGUUCUGCAGGAAUGAGCUGGUCCAUGUGAAGAACAUUGGAGAGGAUUCCAAAUGGGAAGGGAUGUCCUUGCUGACAGGCCAACGAAGCCUGGUGCCUGUGACUGCCCUAGAGCCAGUACCUCACCCAUUCUACCAGUGGUUCCUGAGGAAUUACGCCAUGAGUUUUGGCAUCUCCAAGGAGAUCAGUGAGUCAACCUCUCAGCCGAUUGUCAAAGGCAAGUGCACAGCCACAGUGGAUCACAGAGGAGCAGCAUGGGAUGAACUGAGUUUCUCCAAGGGAGACAGCAUAGAAGUCAUUGGCUUCCUCCUCCCAGGACUCCCGUGGUUUGUGGGCAGAUCUUUAAGCAGUGGGAACAUCGGCUUUGUCCCAGUGCAAUCCGUAAAUGCUGAGGCUUGUGAAUCUCUAGAAAAGGGAUUGGUGUUUCUGAGCGAAGAAGAAAACUUGCCUCUCCUGCGCAUCCCCUGCAACGGUGGUGAGCAGCACUUUGCCACCCUCCUCGGAGAGCUGGCACGCACUGACAUCACUUCUGUGUACCGCCUGGAUGGUUUUGAACCCACAGCCAUGUUCCCGAAAGCGCCAUCAGAGGCUGUUCUCCAUGGCUGUAAGGACACCCAGUUGCUCCAGUCCUGGGAGGAGAUAAACAGCUUGGUCACAGCUAGCACCUCGGAGCAGUCCAGCCCAGGGAGUGAGUCAGCCCCUGCUACAUGGGAAGAUGUUCUCCUGGACAAGCUGAAUGAUUUUGAUGAUCCCAAGUUCUUCAUUGACCUGAAUGCUGGACACAUGGAAGAUGCUGAUGUCUUUGAACCCAUUCUGACCUUCCUUAACCAAGACAGUUACAUGCUCUGUUAUCAAAGCCUCUAUGACCUCAGUUUCUCCUUUCUCAACUCCACUUUUUAUGGUUUCUCUGAUGAGGAUGAACUGGUCUUGUACCUUGAGACAUCCAGGAACUGGGCCAAGAGGACUCAUUCAGUUUGGGCCCAUGUCAGGCUCUGUUUCCUCUUGGGUAAGCUCUGUAUGAAAAAAGUCAAGUUCUCCCAGGCUCGAGUCUAUUUUGAGGAAGCCAUGAGCACCCUGGGCAGGGGCCUUGGGGACCUGCCCCUGCUGGCUGCCUUGCACGUGAACCUUGCUUCCAUCUACCUGAAACAGAACAUGAAGAGCAAGUUCUUCUCCUUGCUGGGAAAAAUGGUGGCCUUGCUUGUCUGCUUGCCCGGCCGCUCCUUCAGCUCUGAGCACGAGCUGAGGGUCAUGAUGUACGUUCUGAGGGAGGCCAUUGCUGUGGGGAACACUCCUCUGGAAGCACGGGUCUGCUUCCUUAUUGUCAAGCUCUUCCUCCAGCUGGGAAAAAAUGAUGAAGUACUGCCCUUUAUUGAGCACCUUCAAUGUCUCUGCACCACUUCACUCAGCCUGGACGCUAGUGCUGUGCCGCUGGAUGCCACCCCCAUCCUGAGCUAUCUGUAUGACAAGAAGUACUUGCCAAACAUUGCACUGGCAUCUGCCAGGUCUUUUGUUCCCAGUGGCAUCAAAGGGGCACCAACGCCCAUUUGGAAAGCUGGCUUCAUCCUCCAGAAUGUGUCCAAGCUCCUGGGAAGCCAGCUGGAGAGGAGCAGCAUCCCAGCCUUGGUGUGUUCCUACCUCAAGCAAGCACUGCACUUCUCCUGUGAGAGCAGAGCAGUGACCACCCAGAGGACUCUGUGCACUGUUUUGUCCCGGAUGUACCUCCAGCACGGUGUGCUGGACGGGGCGGUGUGCUAUGCAGCCCAGGCUGUGGUCUUCAGCAGGCUGAUAGGUGAGGAGGAGGCUUUUGAGUCCUCCCUCUCUUUGGGGUGGAUGUACCUUCUGAGCAGCCAACCAGGCCCGGCCGCAGACAUCAUGGGGCAGCUCCUACAUUCCCUGCAUGGGACAGACAGUGUGACUCAAGGUGGAGCGGUGCACAACCUCCUCGCCAUUGCCCUCAGAGGAGCAGGGCAGGUGCAGGAGGCCACAGAGAACUACAUCCGGGCACUGCACAAAGCCAAGGAGACCGGGAACAAGAGGAAUCAGGCUAUCGCCCUGGCCAACCUGGGGCAGCUGAGCCAGUCGUGUGGGGCGAGUCAGCUGUCUGAGCUCUACCUGCUGCAGGCUGCCCAGCUGUAUGCUGAGCUGCAGGGCAGCGAGGAGCUGGAACUGGAGUCGGUGCAUGUGCUGCUGUGGCUGGCACAGGCCAUGGUCAGCAGGCGGAGGAUGGAAGAUGGCAAACUCUGUUAUGAACUUGCGCUGGUUUUUGCCCUGAAGUGGCACAACAUGAGGAGUCAGCUUCAUGUCACUGAGGCACUCUGCCAUUUCUACAGCCAAGUGUGCCCCAGCCUCCAGGCCUGCAUUACCUACCACGAGCACCGGGUCUCCUUGGCACAGAAACUCCAGGACAGAGAGCUAGAAGGCAAUGUCCAGCAGACCCUCAGCCAACUCUAUCAGGCUUUGGGCACCCCUGAGGCUUUGAGACAGUCGCUGGACUGCACCAAACAGAGUCUGAGGAUCUUCAUUGACCUUGAGGAGACAGGCAAGGCAGCAGAGGCCUGGCUGCAGGCAGGAAGGCUGUACUAUCUCAUGCAGGAAGACGAGCUGGUGGAAAUGUACUUUCAGGCAGCUAUUGAGACUGCUCUGAAAGCUGAGAACUUCUCCUUGGCCAUGGAUCUCUAUGAAAAAGCAGGCGAUAACUUUUUUAAUGGCAGCCGGCACAGAGAUCGAGCAGUGGAGUUUUACAGGGGUGGUGCAGUGCCCUUGGCCAGGAAGCUGCAGGCCAUUGAGACAGAGCUGCGGCUCUUCAAUAAGCUGACGGAGCUGCAGAUCGGGCUGCAGGGCUAUGAGAAGGCGCUGGAGUUUGCCACGCUGGCAGCCAGGCUGAGCAUCAGGGUGGGAGAUCAAUUGCAAGAGCUGGUUGCAUUCCACCGCCUGGCUACAGUCUACUAUUUUCUGCAGAUGUAUGAGAUGGCUGAAGAUUGCUACCUGAAGACACUCGCCCUGCACCCCCCCAUGCUGCAGUGCUCUGGAGAAGCCCUGUACUACUGCAAGGUGUAUUGCCACCUUGGCAACCUGACCCUGCACAAGCUGAAGGAUGAACAGGACGCAGAAGCCUACUUCCUCCUGGCCCUUGCUGCAGCCAUUGAGCUGGGAGAUGUGGAGUUGCAGGGCCUCAUUGGUGCCAAGCUGGCCAACAUCUCCAGAGCCCUGCAGCGACCCGUGGACGUGCCAGGCUGUGCCACGUACCGGGCCAGGUGGCUGAGUGAAGGAGGCCACGUUGUCUGAUCAAAUGGACAUGUCACCAUGAGAUGCUCAUGAUCCACAUGUUCUCCAGAUGCAGCAAUCAGCAGAGGUCCUGCCACCAGCAGCGUUUUGGUUUCUUGUGCCCAUCACAUGAGGGACUUGAGGCCCUGCCCACAUUUAUGUGUGCAUGGCACUGCAGGCAGAGCGGGGCAGGAUGAGGCCCCAGCAGCUGGUGCUGGAGCAGGAGUGCAGCUGUGUGCGGUGGGGAUGAUAACAAGGUGCUGCCCGUCCCCACCUGGGACUCUGACCCGAGUGUGUAUUAACUGGAAUAGUAGCUCUUUAUUUA